AUGGCAUUGCUCUCCGUCCUCGAGACCAUCCCUCUCUCCGCCCUUGCUGUGGCAUUGGCUUUGCUCUUCGCCCUCUACAAACACAUCGUCCACCCAGUCUUCUUCAGCCCACUCGCCGGCAUUCCCAACGCCCAUUGGUCCGCUCCCCUCUCCAGACUGUGGAUCCUCAACCACCGUCGCUGCAGACGAGACACCUUUGCUGUACACAAGGCUCACCAAGACUACGGACCAAUCGUUCGUCUGGCGCCCAAUGAAGUCUCCGUCAACUCCGUCGACGGUGGCCUGCGCGUCAUCUACGCCGGCGGCUUCGAGAAGGGCGAUUGGUACUCCAACGUCUUCUCCAACUACGGCGUCAAGCCCAUGUUCGCCAUGGAGGAGCACGCGGCGCAUAGCAGGCGCAAGCGCAUGGUCUCGAACAUCUACGCAAAGUCGACCGUGCAAGGCAGCCCGUCCAUGCAGCGCAUCGCCAACAUCUUGCUCGACGACCGUUUCAUUCCCGUCCUGAAGGUCUUGGCCGCUUCCGACCAGCCCGUCGAGUUCUACACUGUCUUCGGCGCCAUCACCACCGACUUUACUUCCGCGUACGUUUUCGGACUGCAAAACUCCACCAACUACGUACAGCAGCCCGAAAUGGGCGUCAAGUUCUUCGGAGACUUCAAAGCCCGCCAGCAAUAUCAGUUUUGGCCGCAAGAAUUGCCUCGCUUUACCGGGUUCUUGCAAUACAUUGGCCUGCUGCACUGGAUUGUACCGUCGUGGGUGGGCCCAGCGAACCAAGACCUGGAAAACUGGGUUAUCGAAAUGAGCGACAAGUCUGAAGCAACUGUAAGACUGGAUGGUUCGCUGCAGGAAGAUCACCCGGAAGACUGGCCCACGGUCUAUGCGCAAUUACGAAGUGCCUUUCUCAAAGAGGCAGAGACGAAAGAAGGCCGCGACGUGUCAGUUGAGAAGGUCGUGGCAGACCACAGACUGGCGAUUGCAAGUGAACUGCUGGAUCAUACCCUCGCAGGCUUCGACACGAGCUCCAUUACAUUAACCUUCCUGGCGUGGGAACUGAGUCUUCUCCACAAUGCGCAAUGGCAGGAAAGGCUGCAUGAAGAGCUCAAGGGGCUGCAGCCUGGGUGGGAUGCUAAAGAGAUUGACGCACUGCCGGUGCUGCACGCCGCGUUGAUGGAAACACUGCGCUUGCACGCAGCAAUCCCCGGCAAUCAGCCCCGGAUCACCCCUGCAGGCGCCUCGCUCGGGCCGCCAGAGCACACGAUCAAGGGUGUGCCAGCCAAUGUGCGUGUACAAGCGCAAGCUUGGAGUCUGCAUCGCAAUGCAGAGGUCUUCCACGACCCCGAGACCUGGAACCCCGGACGGUGGCUGGACAGCAGCGCGGCGGAGCUCAAGGAGAUGCAACGAUGGUUCUGGGCGUUUGGCUCGGGGGGUCGGAUGUGUGUGGGCAGCAAUCUUGCCAUGGUCAACAUGAAGGCCAUCAUCGCUGCCAUCUGGGGCACUUUCAAGACCAGCGUGGCCGCUGACGAUGGCAUGGUGCAUAAUGGAGGUUACGUUGCUGAGCCAAUCGGAAAGAACGGGCAUUGUUUGUUGCUGACGCUGGAGAGUCGUUGA
Neohortaea acidophila is the source of this 1608-nucleotide messenger RNA. Its product is annotated as putative P450 monooxygenase. The transcript has a single exon. Gene Ontology annotation, molecular function: oxidoreductase activity, acting on paired donors, with incorporation or reduction of molecular oxygen; iron ion binding; heme binding. Bases 1 to 1608 code for a protein of 535 amino acids. The record is from RefSeq and is a predicted model, not a curated record. NCBI's taxonomy places the organism in Eukaryota, Fungi, Ascomycota, Dothideomycetes, Mycosphaerellales, Teratosphaeriaceae.